AUGUCAUCCAAACCCCUUCCUAGUUUUGGCGACAAAUUAAAAAACUUUUCAUACAAUGCUUGUAGUGACACUCUAACUGAUGAAAAUGGGCCAAGUAAGGCAUUAUUGCUUCUGGCAAAGUCUCUUAAAAGAUCGCCACCCUCUCUUAAUCCUACAAACGAACUCGAAGGCCUCCCCAAUGAACCUUUAAAAAAGAAACAGAAAAAGAAAAAAGCAUAUGUCGGUCCUGAAGCUUACUCCCAUUUAUCACAUCUCACACCUCUGCUUCGCGAAAACCUCAUUUGUGUAUUCGUAGGCUUCAAUCCAGGUAUUGAGACUGCAAUCCAAGGACACUAUUAUGCCCACUGCUCCAACCUCUUUUGGAAACUCAUAUAUGAAUCUGGCUGUGUGAACCGUAAAGUCUCCUUCAUAGACGACCAAAAACUCCCAGACGAGUUUGGAUACGGCUUUCAUGACCUUGUCACAAGGCCAACAAAGGGUAUAGAUGAGCUUUCUGCAAGCGAAAUGCUAACCGCUGUCCCGACCCUGGAAGCCGACCUCCAACCCUUUGCGCCGCGCAUAAUAUGCAUAGUUGGUAAAGGUAUCUGGGAAAAAAUUUAUCGCUUCAAGACACAAAAACCUUUAAAAUCUUUUGAAUGGGGGGUCCAAUAUCGACCAGGUGAAAAUGACACAAGAGGAAUCCCUUUCCUAUUUGCUGGUGGAAAAUCCAUCAUUGUGGUUCUACCGUCCACUUCUGGUCUAGUCACAUCUCCUUCGCGCUCUAAAAAAACCGAACUUUGGAAAUCGUUGGCACAAGAGAUUGAAACCCUUCGUCAAGAAAAUAAAAGCUCCAAAACACCUGUAGAUUAG
This is a messenger RNA of Magnusiomyces paraingens, 849 nucleotides long. RefSeq lists its product as uncharacterized. The transcript has a single exon. NCBI's taxonomy places the organism in Eukaryota, Fungi, Ascomycota, Dipodascomycetes, Dipodascales, Dipodascaceae. The record is from RefSeq and is a predicted model, not a curated record. Gene Ontology annotation, molecular function: mismatch base pair DNA N-glycosylase activity. The coding region runs from base 1 to 849 and encodes 282 amino acids. Gene Ontology annotation, biological process: base-excision repair, AP site formation.